This is a messenger RNA of Notechis scutatus (mainland tiger snake), 528 nucleotides long. RefSeq names its product transmembrane protein 17B-like. Gene Ontology annotation, biological process: non-motile cilium assembly. Lineage: Eukaryota; Metazoa; Chordata; Lepidosauria; Squamata; Elapidae. The record is from RefSeq and is a predicted model, not a curated record. Gene Ontology annotation, cellular component: ciliary transition zone.
AUGGCUGAGGGCUACCAGCUAGGCCACACGGCGCUCUCCAGCCUGCCCCUUCAGAUGCUGCUCUAUUUCAACGUCAUCUUCCUUCCCUUCUGGUCUCUGUCGGAGGCAAUUAUGCUGGAGCUGAAGUUUAGCUUGCUGUCCCUUUACUACCAAUGCUUGUUGGUUGCUGCGUAUGUGACAAUUGUCGGAGCAGAAUCGGCCCGCCUCUUCCUUGGAUACAUUGGGAAUUUGCAAGAAAAGGUUCCAGAGCUGGCUGGAUUCCUCCUCCUGUCUUUCGUCAUUGAGAUGCCCGUCUUGCUGUUCAUCCUGACGGACCAUCAGGUGAUCCAGAUGCCUCUGGAAAUGGCGGUGCAUGGUAUCCUCCUCUGCUUCCUCACCUCGGAGAUCAUGGCCGCUUCCUUUGCCCUCAAAGAAAUGGCCAAGUACCUGGCCAGGCAGUUCUACCUGAUGCAGUUUGAAGGGCUCUCGGGCAGAGUUAGGCACCAGGAGUUCUGUGUGGGGGAACCAUCAACAUGCCCCAGUUACAGG